AGCCGACUGGUCAAAAAAAAAAAAUCACAAAAAACUGAAUUUCAAAAAGUAAUGACUUUCAUAGAAAAUUUUUUAUUCCUGAGUAUUUGGCUCUUACGAAUCAAAGGUUAGAGAAAAUUUGCGUUUUAAAAUUUUAUUCAUACAAAACUAUACAAAUCUGUACUAUUAUAAAGUGAGAAAGUGGUUUGUAUGUAACAGUCUCCUCUUGGAAGUUCUACUUGGACUAUGCAGCCUUCUGUUCUUUCUUAAGAAUUUUAAUAAUACGUAAACCACUGGAGAUGUCAAAUGCAAAACUGACAGAUGAACUGAGCAAGUAUAGGUGGACAAAAAUUAUCGAAACAUUGUCCCAAAAAAACCAUGUUUAUAUUGAUAGAAAUAAACAUACUGAGAGUACUUAUGAUUAUUUGUCGGAUUCAAUGUCAUUAUUUUCUGACCAAAAUUACAAGAAUAAAGAAUUAACACACCAAAAUUAUAAUUUUCAACAAAAAGUAUUCAUUCAAAAUGAAGAUGGAGUACCUUAUUACGAAGAAAAUUGGGAUAAAAAGCACUCCAAGGAUGAGGUUUUUAACAAAUGGGUUAAUGAAAACACAGACAAAGUUUCAAAUGGUAAAAGUAAAUUAUUGUUGAAUGAAGACAAAAAAAAAAUUUUUAAUUUUAAUGAACAAGAUUUGAACCUGGACAAUCAAGAAAUAUACUUGUUCGAACCACUAAAGUCUAGGAUUGGUUGUGAGAGAGUUGUUAAGAGAUUAGACCCACAGACGACAACUCAUCAUGCUCCAUUGGAAAAUGUAUCAACUCCAAGCAUAAAUAAACCGUUGGAGGAACAGGUGUCGGAAAUGUUAACUAUAUUCUAUGGCAAAGAUGGAAAAGGAAAUGUUUCAGAAAAGGAUGAUCGUCUAUUUGUCGAAACUCUACUUCAACUCUUAGCAAAUAUUGUACAAAAUGAAAAUAAAAUUUACGGUUGAUUAAAUAAAUUUAAACAUAUUCCAGUUAACGUAAAGAAGCUUUAUAGAAGAAGCUAGAUAAUAAAGAAGCU
This is a messenger RNA of Cimex lectularius (bed bug), 1036 nucleotides long. RefSeq lists its product as uncharacterized. Lineage: Eukaryota; Metazoa; Arthropoda; Insecta; Hemiptera; Cimicidae. Bases 279 to 965 code for a protein of 228 amino acids. The record is from RefSeq and is a predicted model, not a curated record. The transcript is spliced from 3 exons.